ACACCCCCGACCCGAAACAUUUUAGUGACACUUGGACACAUUAAUAACACGUGGCUGUCAGUCACUAUAGUAAUGCACACCUCACUUGUGAAUAAAAAACCAUAUAAACCAUACACGAUCCCUUGUAAAAAUCAGGUGAACGUAGAGAAAACCAGAAGAAUGAUGAUAAGGAAGUGGUGGAGAUCUGUGGGAAGCGUCGGAAAGUGUGAUGGUCGGUAUGAUGGAGUGAGGACGAUGGUUGGAAAAGCUUCGAACCGAGCUGGUGUUCAUGGUUCGAAACUUCCCGACGCUAAAGCACUUGACAAUGUAACUAUAAUUGUGGCCUAUUCGAAUUUUAUUGUUUAUGUUAUAACCACUUCACAAGCUUAUCUUACUCCAUUGGUGGCUCAACGUAUCAUCACCCAUGCUAAAUUCUUACAAACCCCUUCGAGACAAUCCACCUUCUCAAAGCACUUAGAACUCAAUCCAGGUCUCUCUAAAUCAACCAAACUCGACGAAGCCGUAACCUUGAUAGAGAAUUCAUCAUCAUCAUCAUCCUCACCGUCGAAUCUCUCCUCCACUCCAGAGGCCUACACAGACCUUCUUCAUGCAUGCAUCUCAGCUAAAUCGCUUCACCAUGGCCUCAAAAUCUCUUCUUUGAUUCUCAACAACCCUAAUCUCCGUCACAAUCCGAAAUUGCUUAGCAAGCUCAUAACCCUUUUCUCGGUAUGUCGCCGAUUAGAUCUAGCUCGGAAAAUGUUCGACGAUGUCACCGAUUCAACGCUACUUACUGAGAAAGUGUGGGCGGCUAUGGCGAUUGGGUAUUCUAGAAACGGGUCACCACGAGAUGCUUUGCUUGUGUAUGUUAACAUGUUGUGUAGUUUCAUCCAACCUGGGAAUUUUUCGAUUUCCGUUGCGUUGAAAGCUUGCGUCGGUUUAAAAGAUCUUAGGGUUGGUAAAGGAAUCCAUGGUCAGAUUGUGAAACGGAGGGAGAAGGUUGAUCAGGUUGUGUACAAUGUGCUCUUGAAGCUUUACAUGGAACGUGGCUCAUUCGAUGAUGCACGCAAGGUGUUCGAUGGAAUGUCUGAGAGAAAUAUCGCUACUUGGAAUUCUUUGAUUUCGGUGCUCAGCAAGAAAGCUCGGGUUCAUGAGAUGUUUCAUCUGUUCAGAAAGAUGCAGGAAGAGAUGAUUGGGUUUAGUUGGGCGACUUUGACGACGAUAUUGCCAGCGUGUUCACGUGUCGCUGCUCUUCUCACUGGGAAAGAGAUUCAUGCACAGAUUCUGAAAUCCAAAGAGAAGGAACCUGAUGUUCCGUUGCUUAAUUCGUUGAUGAAUAUGUAUGGUAAGUGUGGCGAGGUUGAGUAUUCUCGCAGAGUCUUUGAUGGUAUGUUGUUAACUAAGGAUUUGACUUCAUGGAACACGAUGCUAAACUGUUAUGCAAUCAAUGGAGAUAUUGAAGAAGAGAUGAAUCUGUUUGAUUGGAUGAUUGAGUCAGGUGUUGCACCAGAUGGGGUUACGUUUGUUGCUUUGUUAUCUGGGUGUAGCGAUACAGGGUUCACUGAAUAUGGUCUGAGUUUGUUUGAACGUAUGAAAACAGAAUUCGGAGUUUCACCUGCCUUGGAGCAUUAUGCUUGUUUGGUUGAUAUCUUGGGCCGAGCUGGUAAAAUCGAAGAAGCAGUGAAGAUAGUGGAAACAAUGCCGUUUAAGCCAAGUGCAUCCGUUUGGGGAUCACUGCUUAACUCUUGUAGGCUCCAUGGGAAUGUUUCAGUGGGAGAGAUUGCAGCGAAGGAGUUGUUUGUUCUUGAACCUCAUAAUCCGGGAAAUUAUGUUAUGGUUUCUAACCUUUAUGCUGAUGCGAAGAUGUGGGAUAAUGUUGAUAAGAUCCGAGAGAUGAUGAGACAAAGAGGGAUCAAAAAGGAAGCUGGUUGCAGUUGGGUACAGGUUAAAGAUAAGAUUCAAACCUUUGUUGCUGGAGGUGGAUACGAGUUUCGUAGUUCAGAUGAGUAUAAGAAAGUCUGGACAGAACUACAGGAAGCAAUUGAUAAAUCCGGUUAUUCUCCUGAUACGAGCGUAGUGCUUCAUGAUGUUGAUGAAGUAACUAAGGCAAAUUGGGUUUGUAGACACAGCGAGAGACUUGCGACAACCUACUCCCUGAUUCAUACUGGUGAAGGGGUUCCAAUAAGGGUUACCAAGAAUCUCAGAGUAUGUGCAGACUGUCAUUCAUGGAUGAAGAUUGUAUCGCAAGUAACUGGGAGAGUCAUAGUCCUUAGAGACACAAAACGAUUCCACCAUUUUGUUGCUGGCAUCUGCUCAUGUAAAGAUUAUUGGUGACUGGUGAGGUAUUAUUCUAUAUGCAACAAGUGAGUAGUAGAGGAAUCUAAAAGACUGAAGUUGUAGAACGGACAAGGUUUGUAACUGGUCAUUUUAUACUGUUUGUAAGGCUUUUGAUAGCGGAAGCUGAUAAGGCCGCGGAAGUGCUUGAAUUUGCUGCCACAAGAAACCCACGUGCUUACCAUCAUUGUUGGAGAGUAGCUGAGUAGGUAUUCUGAAACCCGAAGCAAUGCAACUGAUUGAGAUGAGGACACAUUAAACAGAAACAAUCUAUCUCGUUCGGCAUGACCGUGAUUUACCAGCGACGGUAGGAGUGAUAAGAGUAUGUUUCUGCCAAGCAAACUAGACAUGGAGCAGACAUAGUCACAUAGAUGGCCAAUAUAAACUUGGGAUGAUAUCUCUGACAGUUGGAACCAUUAUCAGACUGGCGGAGAGUCAUAUAUCUGAAAUGGAAGAGAAUGGGUGCAUCAUUUGGACCUAGAACUCUUAACCAAGAAGUUGUUGAAAUCACAUAAGGUUCUAUCUCGUUUUGGGUGGACAACAUUUUUGUGGAACACUGGAACCCAUUUGUUUUUUUUUUUCUUGUAUAAAGUUUGAAGAAAAAAAUUGGUUUGGGAUU
Camelina sativa (false flax) is the source of this 2929-nucleotide messenger RNA. The record is from RefSeq and is a predicted model, not a curated record. NCBI's taxonomy places the organism in Eukaryota, Viridiplantae, Streptophyta, Magnoliopsida, Brassicales, Brassicaceae.